This is a messenger RNA of Drosophila montana, 871 nucleotides long. Its product is annotated as proton-associated sugar transporter A-like. The annotation marks the transcript as partial. The transcript is spliced from 3 exons. The record is from RefSeq and is a predicted model, not a curated record. Lineage: Eukaryota; Metazoa; Arthropoda; Insecta; Diptera; Drosophilidae. Gene Ontology annotation, cellular component: membrane. Gene Ontology annotation, molecular function: sucrose:proton symporter activity.
AUACAAAACCCGCGCGGAAUUAGUACGAGUAUCCGCUGCAGUUAUGGGGAUUGAGUUUUCAUACGCCGCGGAAACAGCUUUUGUGUCACCAACAUUGCUUAAAAUUGGCGUGGAGCAUCAGCACAUGACAUUAGUUUGGGCUCUUUCACCGCUAGUCGGAUUUUUCCUGUGCCCUAUUUUGGGGUCAUUUUCAGAUCGUUGCAAAUUAAAUAUGGGACGACGGCGACCGUUUAUAAUUAUUUUGUCUAUAGGUGUUUUUCUUGGGUUGAUAUUGGUGCCAAACGGGGAAAACUUAGGAUACUGGUUCGGUGAUGUAGACCCACAUUUGCAGGCUGUUGCAAUGAAUACGACGUAUAAUACAACGUAUAAUUAUUUAAAUAUUAUACCUCAUAAAACGACUGCGUCGAAGUCAGACAGCGAAAUCUAUUCUAAGACAUCACAUCCUUGGGGAAUUUUUUUCACCGUGCUAGGUACUGUGCUACUCGAUUUUGACGCGGAUGCCUGUCAAAGUCCAUCCAGGGCUUACCUAUUGGAUGUGUGCAUUCCAGCAGAUCAUGCCAAGGGGCUAUCUACAUUCACUAUUAUGGCUGGCCUUGGAGGCUUUUUUGGUUAUUCAAUGGGUGGCUUAAACUGGGAUGAAACCGAAAUUGGUAGACGCUUAGGAGGACAUGUCAAGGCAGUCUUCACUAUUAUUACAUUUAUUUUCAUCGCCUGUGUAACAUUUACGAUAACCAGCUUUACCGAAAUUCCGCUUUGGGCGCUUUCUUCCUCUUUCGGGAAAAGAGAAAAUCACCAGUUAGACAACGCAUCUGUACAUUAUGGUACCAUUAAUAGUGGUGAUGAGAGUAAAAUUGAUGAAAAUUAUCUUGAG